CCUCCCCAGUGCAAGCAGCUGGAAGUGGAGCAGCCAGGACUUGAACCGUUGUCCCUAAGGGAGCAAGGAAAUCCAGGCUAGAGCACAAGGUGGCCCUGGACCCCCGGUGCUGCUCCAGUCUCCAUGACAACCAGAGCCUUGGACGAACUGGACGGAGGCCUGGGCAGCUGCCCAGCCGGGGAGGAGCUCUCUGUGCUGGUUGAGGCCUACCCGGGCACAGCCCAGGAAAACAAGGCUCCAGGGUCUCGCAGGCGGGCUGACUCGGGCAGCUGUCCCCCGGUCUCUCAGGAGCUGGGGGCGGACAGCGUCGGGCACGAUAGAAUAAGGAAGACAGACCAGGAGUCCGCGGUCAGGGGCGCCCUAGGACCCGGAAGGGAGAGGCCGAAAGGCGGAACAACCCCGCGCAGCGCCCCCGCACGCAAGAAGGCGCAGGCCACGUCGCCCCCGCAUCCGCCGCCGCCCGUGCCCAGCGGCGAGGAGUUGCCCUGGGGAGAUGUGUCCAUCAACAAGUGCUUGGCGCUCGCCUCGCUGCUGGCGCUGCUGGGCUCGGCUCUGCAGCUGUGCCGCGAUGCCGUGGCUGGAGAGGCAACUGUCCCAGCGCCUGUCCCUGAGCCCUGGGUCCCACCGAGCCCGCCCAGGAAGGAGCCAGCGGUGACCUCGCCUAAGCCCCCUGUCUUGGCGCCCCCAACGGCGCCGCCCGCGCCCCAAGCGGACUCGGAGGCGGAGGAGGGACCCGAGGUUCCCGGCAGCCCGGGAGCCGCCGAGCAAGGGCCUGCGGGGGAGAUGCCCACGCCCCUCGCAGACCGAGGGCUCAAGGACAAGCGGGGGAAGGAGAGGCCGCGCAGAGAGGAGAAAUCGCGCAGGGAAAGGCCGCGCAGGGAGAGCGGCGCGCCCCGCGAGGCCCUGCCCCGGCGCUGGGAGGUGCGCGACUCCGAAGACCGCGGGCACCGGAAGAGGCACGCCCGGCCUUCCCCGAGGCGAUCCGACCUGGAGGAGCGGCUCCUGGGCCGCCGGAAGCCCCGCGCAGGCAAGGGGCGGGACUGAGCCCGACGUGGUAGUGCCGCACGUAGCCCAGGGCGCCCUCUGGACUCCAGCAAAAUAAAGCGCGUGCAGAGGCCGCUC
This is a messenger RNA of Ochotona princeps (American pika), 1122 nucleotides long. It is a transcript of the gene JSRP1, whose product is annotated as junctional sarcoplasmic reticulum protein 1. Lineage: Eukaryota; Metazoa; Chordata; Mammalia; Lagomorpha; Ochotonidae. Bases 124 to 1044 code for a protein of 306 amino acids. The transcript has 7 exons. The record is from RefSeq and is a predicted model, not a curated record. Gene Ontology annotation, cellular component: sarcoplasmic reticulum. Gene Ontology annotation, biological process: skeletal muscle contraction; regulation of ryanodine-sensitive calcium-release channel activity.